Triticum aestivum (bread wheat) is the source of this 1848-nucleotide messenger RNA. RefSeq lists its product as uncharacterized. The record is from RefSeq and is a predicted model, not a curated record. The coding region runs from base 1 to 1848 and encodes 615 amino acids. Gene Ontology annotation, molecular function: helicase activity. Lineage: Eukaryota; Viridiplantae; Streptophyta; Magnoliopsida; Poales; Poaceae. The transcript is spliced from 4 exons.
AUGGAUAGGCACGAGCUCUUACUUUCUGGUUAUGCUUUGGCAACCGUGGCUCCAUGCAAAAUUCUCUGCAUUAACAUUAAUUUGCUAAUGCUUACAGUUCAUAUCACAUUGAACCUGACAGUGAUAGUAGUGGAUGAUCUCUCGUCAUGCUCGGAGAUAUCUCAAUGCUUCACUCAUAGAUCAAUUGAUGGUCUUGGCCUUGAGAAGUUCAACUUAAAUGAUUCACAGCUGAAUGCAGUAGCAGACUGUGUCUCAGUAAUGGAGAACCACUCACCUUCCCUAAAACUAAUAUGGGGGCCCCCUGGGACAGGUAAAACAAAAACUAUCAGCACUAUCCUGUGGGCAAUGCUCAUCAAGGGCUUAAAGACACUUACCUGUGCACCAACCAAUACUGCCGUAUUGGAAGUUGCAUCUCGAAUUGUCAGGCUUGUUGGAGAGUCCUCAGAUGGUAGCGUCUGCUUUCUGAAUAACAUUGUCCUGUUUGGAAAUAAGGAGAGGAUGAAAAUAGAUGGUGAUCAUGAUCUUUCCACGGUAUUCCUUGACUCACGUGCAAAGCGGUUGUCGUCAUGUUUCGUACCACAUACUGGUUGGAGGCAUUGCUUGUGCUCACUGAUAGAUCUUAUUGAGAAUCCUGUGACCAGGUACAAAUUGCAUAUUGAGCAUAUUCUUAGGGAAAAGGAGAUUUCUGAAAAGCAUGGGGACAAACGCCUCCAGCGCAAGGAUGCACAUUCUUUGCGCCCUCGUUAUCCUUUAGGUCAUGUUGUCGCACCUUUCUCUCUGUUCUGCAAGACAAUCCAUAACAGGUCUGAAGGUGACGAAGAAGAGUGCCAUAAGGAAGGAUGGCAUGACUAUGAAGCUAUGAUGGAGGCAUUCAGAGAAGUACCAUUCGAGAAGUAUUUGAAAGAUAGAUACAACAAACUUUCUGAGGAUUUGUGUUGUUGCAUUGAGAUACUGUAUAAUGAUUAUCCAAGAAGCUCUGAAGCAGAACAGAGUUUUCAGUGUAUGCUGGAAGUGCUUGAAUUAAUCGAAAUUCUCCAUGCUUUUAUAAAUCGUGACAGGGGUAAUGAUGAUAUAUGGUCAGAGGAACUUCUUGAGGGCAAAGUAGAAGAGGACAGUAAUCCUAUUUCCUGGCCUGAGAAGCUAGCCUGUGUGCGGACUAACACAUGCAGUAAAUCCAAGUUCAAGCUGGCCAGAUCCCUGUGUGUGCAAGAAUUAAGAUAUCUUCGCAAAAACUUGGAGCUUCCAAAUUAUUACACCAAGAGGGAAAUUCAACUGCAUCUUCUGCAGAGCGCGAAAUGCAUUCUUUGUACAGUUUCCAGUUCUUUCACGUUGUACGGUGUGCUCAUGGACGAUUCUUCUUCUGUUAAGUUGAAUCCUCUGGAGUUGCUGAUUGUUGAUGAGGCUGCACAGCUUAAAGAGUGUGAGACCUUAAUUCCCUUGCAGCUGCCAGGCAUAAAGCAGGCUGUUUUUAUUGGAGACGAAUAUCAGUUACCUGCUCUGGUGAAAAGCAAAAUAUCUGACAAUGCUAAAUUCGGGAGAAGUGUUUUUGAGAGGUUAAGUAUGCUGGGUUAUAGUAAGCACCUUCUCAAUGUGCAAUACAGGAUGCAUCCAGAAAUAAGCAAGUUUCCAGUUGUUACGUUUUACGAUGGCAAGAUAUCUGACGGUCCCAAUGUCACUACUAAGAGCUAUGAAAAGAGAUUCUUAGCAAGCAAAAUCUUUGGGUCAUACUCAUUCAUAAAUGCAGAUGGAGGACAUGAAACAACUGAGAAGCACGGACGUAGCCUGAAAAACACAAUUGAAGCUGCUGCAGUUUCGCGGAUAGUGCAGAGGUUGUUCAAAGGAAUCUGA